AAUCAAACUGUUAGCGGACUUCAAACCGAUCGGUCGAAAAUUGUUGGGGAACGGAUUACAAUUCGCGAGAGUGCAUAAGGAUUAACCAUGCUGACCUGGACUUUAUGGGGUGGAUUACUGUUCCUGCUGUGGUUGUACUUUCUGUGGAGCCGGCGCAGAUUUUAUAUGCUCACUCUCAAGAUUCCGGGUCCACUUGGAUAUCCUAUUCUGGGUAUGGCCCACUGGCUGAUGCGCAGAGAAGAUAUACUUAAUUCGUUCGGGUGCUUUCUGGACAAGCACGGCCCGACAAUAUAUUCGUGGCUGGGACCCAUUCCCUUCCUGAUUGUCAGUGAUCCCCAGGUUGUGCAGGACAUCUUCACAUCGCCCCACUGUGUCAACAAGGGUAUCAUUUACAAGGCGGUGGACGAUGGAGCGGGCAUUGGACUGUUCAGCAUGAAUGAUCCCCGGUGGAGCAUCCAUCGAAAGCUGCUGAACCCCGCCUUUGGCCACAAGGUUCUACUUAGCUUCCUGCCCACUUUCAACCGGGAGACGGCAAUUCUUUUGGAUCAACUCAUGCCAUUGCAGGACGAUGGAGAGAAGGAUCUCAUUCCAUUGCUGCAGAGGUUCACCCUGGGCAUAGCCACCCAAACUACCAUGGGCAGCGAUGUCAAGGACGAGGAGAACUUCAGGAGUAACUCUCUGCUGGGCAGAUACCAAUGUAUUUUGGAAACCAUGACAGAUAUGUGCUUCUCGCCUUGGCUCAACAGCCGAUUCUUGCGCCAGCUGGCGGGAAUAGAAUCCCACUACUACCAGGCUAAGACGGAAAUUCGCCAGUUCAUCAGAAAGAUUAUUGAAAAAAAGUUGGCCGAUGACGAAAGGAAAACAAUACCUACCAUCCAAUCCAACGACAAGAAUAUAUUUCUCAAUCUCGCCACAGAUUUGCUGAGAAGGGGAGUCUUUACCCUGAAAAAUGUUGAGGAUGAGUCGAAUAUUAUUGUCUUUGGCGCUUUUGAAACAACCGCUAAUGCCGUUUACUACACCCUGAUGCUGCUGGCCAUGUUUCCCCAAUAUCAGGAGAGGGCCUUUGAGGAGAUUAAAGCCAUGUUCCCUAACACCGGGGACUUCGAUGUGUCCUACGCCGACACUCAGCAGAUGGUGUAUCUGGAUCUGAUUCUCAACGAAUCGAUGAGAGUCAUACCCCCGGUUCCAGUUGUAUCCCGACAAACCUCGCAGGACCUGCAGCUGUCCAACGGAAUAGUGGUUCCUCAGGGGGUGCAGAUCGCUAUCGACAUCUACCAUAUGCACAGAAGCAAAAAGAUUUGGGGCCCAGAUGCGGAAACCUUUAAUCCAGAUCAUUUCUUACCCGACAAUAUUCGGGACAAACAUCCCUACGCCUACAUACCCUUCACCAAGGGAAUUAGAAAUUGCAUAGGUUGGAGAUAUGCUUUGAUAUCGGCUAAAGUUACCCUUGCUAAAUUAUUGAGAAACUAUAGGUUUUCAACGAGUUUUCCGUUUGAAGAUCUUUAUUUUGUUGAAGAUAUAACAAUGAAGCUAAAAACUGUGCCACUGCUGGAGCUGCAAAAAAACAAAAAACCGGCAAUGUCGCUCACCGAUGUUUUGGAGUUAAAUAAAACCGAGUUGUUCGCGAAGAUUCGCGACGGCUUGCCCGUGAUGCAAAAGACGCAGAACCUGCUGGACUGCAAGGACGACCUGCUGUUCGCCUGGGACUCCAAGGAGAGCUGCUUGCUGGUGCGCAAUUGGCGUUCCUCGCUGGCGGCCGAGGUGAAUGUCCAGUACCAGACCCUGAUCCCCUCGAGCAUUGUGAGCGUCGAGGUGGACCGCGUUCUGGCCUCCAACGAAGGCUCGCUGGUAGCGCUCAGUGGACCACGAGGUGUGACGGUCAUGGAGCUCCCCCGCCGCUGGGGAACCGAUGGAUACUACAAGGACGGCAAGAACCGGGUCACCUGCCGCACCUACAGCCUGGACACCCAGUUGUUCCUCAAUAACCCUCACCUGGAGGUGCGCCAAGUGCGGUGGCAUCCACACUCCGUUUCGGACUCCACGCUUCUGGUGCUGCUCAAUAACAACACCAUUCGGGUGUACAACCACUCCAAGCUGCGCCACGUGUGGCAGGUGGGCCCAUCCAUCCUACGGAGCGGGGCCAACAGCUCGCUCUGCGACUUCGGCGAGGUGGCCGUGGACUUCGACAUCGCCCCCGCUGGAAAAUCUCGUGACACAGAGCCAGCAACUAGCGGGGAAAACGAAACCACUCUGGAUAAGAGCAACAAGACCCUGAUGGCUGCCAAAUCGCUACCAAAGCAGGAGAGGAUCGAAUGGCCCGUUGUAGUGCUGCGCGAGAAUGGAAACAUAUACAUUUUGAUGACUGGCCUGGACUCGGAUAAGACGCGACUGCAGGGCCCCAUCACCAUAACGCCCCAGGCAAGGGACAACUAUGGCCUGGAGUCGUGUGCACUCAUGAUUAUCCCCUCUCUCCCGCCAACUCUAAUUAUAGCCGAGUCCAAUGGAAAGCUUCACCAUGCCCUCCUCAUGGAGGCGGAGUCUACCGAGCAUUCCUUCAACGAGGUGGACGACUUUGUGCUUAUCGAACCCGCCGAGUACGUAAUCCAUGUUCUUGAAACUGUUGAACUGGAGUUGGGUCUGGCUGCCACUGGAGCUGCAGCAGGAGGAGAAUCCUACAGCUGCCCAGUUUAUUUAAAGCGUGACCUGAUCAACGAACUGCGCUACUUUGCCUACCACAAUGCGGGCCUCCAUGCGGUGACAGUGAACUUUAUCUCAGAGCUGCAGCGCUAUCUGGACAGCGAGUCCGAAGAUGACAGACUUGAGCUGGCGGCCUCUUCCCGGGCAGAGUACAUUCUUUGCACUAAAUUCGACUCCAGUGAUGCCGUGAAUGCAGUCUUUGGACUGGCCCUAUUGCAAAUUCCCGCUGGAGUGGUUCUUCUACUCGGCAGCGGCCAGGUUAUCAGUCUGAAGCUAGUAAUCGAUGCCCAGCUUCUUGUGACACCCAAUGAGAAAAGGCAGACCGGAGCGGAUGCGUCGCAGCAGGAGAGUGGGCCAUCUUUUGUCGACACCAUUAAGUCGCUGCUGCAGCGCAGUGUAAACCAGCCCAUCCUGGCGGAUAAACUUUCAUCGCCAUCUGCUCAGGAGAGCUACGAACUUCUAAACCAGGCCAUUGAGGUGCUCCGCGAACAGUACCUUAAACGACAUGACCUCGUGCGUGCUGCCUUCGCCCGACACAUUAACCAAAUCAACUUGAAGAAGGACCAACAGAAGCAGGAGAUCCAGGAUCUGGAGCAGGAGCGCGAACUGAUCAGUGAGCGGGCCCACAAGCUGGCCGAGCGGUUCGAGGAGAUCAGUUACAAUCAGGAGCUGCUCGUGCGCAAGUGCAACGGUCUGAUGCAAAAGGCCAAUGCUGCACUACCUAAUAGCGUGGUGGCCGAGCGGGAGUUUUCGCAGGAGGUAGCUCGUCUUAACAAGGUCACCCAGAGCAUGGCCGCUGGAUUGGAGGACGCCAAGAAGACGCUGAACAAGCAGCGCUACCACAUUGCCAAGAGCCAGGAGGACCUCAAGAAGAACGCUUACGAGCUCCCGGAGAAGCAGCAUCGCACAAUCACAGAGAUACUGACCCAACUUACCGGGGAGAUCGAUCGCCAGAUCACCGACGUCAAGCGCAUAAACAAAAUCGUUGGCGUAUAAAUGCGAAUUGAAAAGCACACUGUUAUGAUUUCGCCACGUUUUUGUUGAUAGUAAACCCGUUGCGUAGAACUAAAACGUAAUAAUAAUAAACAUGUCGAUUAAGUCCUAUA
Drosophila subpulchrella is the source of this 3803-nucleotide messenger RNA. Its product is annotated as nuclear pore complex protein Nup88. The transcript is spliced from 8 exons. Gene Ontology annotation, molecular function: iron ion binding; heme binding; oxidoreductase activity, acting on paired donors, with incorporation or reduction of molecular oxygen. Gene Ontology annotation, biological process: protein import into nucleus; ribosomal small subunit export from nucleus; ribosomal large subunit export from nucleus. NCBI's taxonomy places the organism in Eukaryota, Metazoa, Arthropoda, Insecta, Diptera, Drosophilidae. Gene Ontology annotation, cellular component: nuclear pore. The coding region runs from base 88 to 3693 and encodes 1201 amino acids. The record is from RefSeq and is a predicted model, not a curated record.